AUGGCAUUCGGAGACCCAUGGGGCGACGGAAGCCAGAUUCUGGGUGCCCGACUUACAAGCAGCCUAGGAAAAGGGAAGCAGCCCGCUGCAGACUUCCUACAAAAGCUGGAGCCGAUCGCGAUUGCUGUUCAGCCUGACGCAAAGCCGAGCAAUGUCCAGUCCAACGCUUUUCUGGAGUGCCCUCGUGGCAUUUGGCCUGCCCAGCCGCCAGAUCCCCCAGUGAUUUCGGAGCCGCCGGCUGCGCCGGCUUCCUCCCCCUUACCGGCCGCGCAAUCGCCACCUCCAAAGAUCGAGGUGACAACGGACGCAUCCACUUCUGGGCGAACCGACGAAGAACGCCGUGUCUUGGAAGUGGUGCAGAAGCGCGCGGGCGUGUACGCGGACAAGGGGGCGCACCCCGAGUUCGCCAACGUUUUGCUGCUCACGGCGGCCAACUAUGCAUACUUUGCAAUCUACCAGAACUGGCGAUGCAACGCGGAAAGACAUGGCUUAGACUGGGCCGUGGUUGCCAACGAUGAGGAAGCUUUUGAGAAGCUGGGCGCGGACAGAGCCCUGCUGGCCAUCGGCGAGAAGGUCAGUGGAAUGAACGGCUGGGGAAGCGCGAAGCUAGACAGCGUGGGCAGGAACAAGAUGUUCAUGGUGCUCACGAUCAUGAGAGUUUCAGGAUAUGGAGUCGUGUUCACCGAUGCAGACAACAUGUUUCGUGGUGAUCCUUUUGCACGAGGGGUGCAUCUCGGAGAUUUGAUACGCUCUGAGAAGUACGACUACGUCUACCAGGAGGAGCUUGCCAAAGCGCCUGACAAAGGCCACGUCGUGCCGGGCGACGGGGGCAACACGGGCUUCUUCUACGCGACCCCGCACCGAAAAGCCAAAGUUGUGUCCCUGUUCGAGGAUGUGGUGGCUGAGGUGGACCGUCAACGGGAGGAGGCCUUUAAGCGAAGUGGUGAACGCCUUGGCGCUGAUCAGCCAAUCUUUUGGCAGGUUAUCCAGAAGCUGCGAAGCACUGGUGGCCACUUCGGGCCAGGUGGAUUCAAAUGCGUCCGACUGUGCAAGCACAAUCCAACCUGUGUCGCCCAGCCCGAAGAGACUCUGGACUAUUGCUCCAUGGAUCCUUUUGUGCAUCCAACAGGCUGGGACGAGCCACCGAAGACGCUGGUAACGUAUCACGCAAACUACGCUGCCAAUGAGGCAAAAAUUGCGAAACUGCAAAAGGCAGGCACUGACAAGAACCCGGCCAAUGACUUAAUGCAAGUGAGCGCAAAUGAUGAAGGUCGUGUCUUGGAAGUGGUGCAGAAGCGCGCGGGCGUGUACGCGGACAAGGGGGCGCACCCCGAGUUCGCCAACGUUUUGCUGCUCACGGCGGCCAACUAUGCAUACUUUGCAAUCUACCAGAACUGGCGAUGCAACGCGGAAAGACAUGGCUUAGACUGGGCCGUGGUUGCCAACGAUGAGGAAGCUUUUGAGAAGCUGGGCGCGGACAGAGCCCUGCUGGCCAUCGGCGAGAAGGUCAGUGGAAUGAACGGCUGGGGAAGCGCGAAGCUAGACAGCGUGGGCAGGAACAAGAUGUUCAUGGUGCUCACGAUCAUGAGAGUUUCAGGAUAUGGAGUCGUGUUCACCGAUGCAGACAACAUGUUUCGUGGUGAUCCUUUUGCACGGGGGGUGCAUCUCGGAGAUUUGAUACGCUCUGAGAAGUACGACUACGUCUACCAGGAGGAGCUUGCCAAAGCGCCUGACAAAGGCCACGUCGUGCCGGGCGACGGGGGCAACACGGGCUUCUUCUACGCGACCCCUCGCCGAAACCAAAAGAUGGUGGCAUUUUUCGGUGCUGUCGUGGCUGAGGUCGAUCGGCAGCGGGAAGAGUCUUUCCGAAAGCACGGGGAACGCCUGGGGGCGGACCAGCCGAUAUUUUGGCAAGUGAUGCAACUUCUGCGGGCUACCGGCGGCAAGGCAGGUCCGGGAGGCUUCAGAUGUGUUAAACUCUGCAAUCAGAGCCCGACUUGCCAAGCACCAGAUGAAGACACGCUGCAGUAUUGCUCCAUGGACGCCUUCAUGCACCCCACCGGGUGGGAGGUGCCACCGCCAGAGCGUGUUACGUACCAUGCCAACUACGCUGCGAAUAACGACAAGAUUGCAAAGCUGGAGAAAGCUGGCUUGUGGGGGGCAUGGUCUUUGCGUGGAGGUAGCAAAUACCUACCCCGCAGAAUCAUCUCUGCCUGCGCCGUCUGGGACUUCUACUGCAGACAUGAUCCAGCGGAUGCCGAUCAGGAAGCAGAUGCCCCUACCCACAGCCACGGUAUCACCUUAGAAGCAGUGAAGCAGCACGAAUGCCCCAACCACCCGAGGCUUGAAUGCCUGCGGCGAACCACGCCUGCACUGCAAGAGCUUCGAUACCCCAGCGACGCUGAGUCUCACUUCCAGGAGAUCCGGCAGGCGCUGAGCCAGUGGUUUGAUUUCGCAGCGAAGAAGUUCAUGGCAGACAUGAAGAAUCCGCGGCGAAGGCUAUUGCGGGCCAUGGAUCGAAAACCGGUGGAUUUCGCACUUUCUGGAAGGCCGUACAUUCCGAUCUUCAUGACCUACGUGGACUUGUGGGUCGCCAAUGUCUUUGAAUAUGAAGCGAUGAUAGCAAAGCUGAAGGAGGUCAUCAGGCCCGGCGUCGCCUACAUCACUGUUGUGCAACAUGACACUGGCAUGGUGUCCAGCCGAGACAAGAUUGUCAACCUCAUGAAGGAGAUACCCAAUGUCUUGGUGCUGAGCGCCGGUGGCUACGGGCACGUGCCAAUUCCGCUUUUCAAGCAGCCUGAGGAGCCUCUCUGCAAGCGCUUCUUCAAGAAGAUGGCCAGUUCGGACACGAAUGCGCCCAAGGAAUGGGUCUUUGAAAUCGGAGUUCGAUCGGUGCGAUGCAUCGUGGCUCAAGGGCAAUCGCCUUGCAAGGACAUGCGAAAGAAGAUGAUCAAGCUGGUGAACAAGGAAGCAGACCGCAUGGGCGUGAAGGUGAGAACAGGCUUCGGAAGUGCGGACGAGUGGCAUCAAGUAGCGGGCAACUCGAAGGUGAGCCUCUGCCCACGCGGCUAUGGACGGACCGCGUUCCACCUCUUCGAAAUAUUGCAGCUUGGGCUUAUCCCGAUCCAUGCUCGAAGCUUAAUUGGAGACAGAUAUCAUUGUAGCAUUCUGCAGCCAAAACUUAAUGCUCAAGCUUCCUCCCAAACCUUUCAUGCAGGUUUACCUCGACAUCCCUUGGAUACCCUACGCAGGCCACAUCUGGUACAGAUAAAGUUCCAGACUGCGCUGUAUGAGCCGGAGCUUUGA
Symbiodinium natans is the source of this 3306-nucleotide messenger RNA. The record is from the annotation of a GenBank genome assembly. Lineage: Eukaryota; Dinophyceae; Suessiales; Symbiodiniaceae.